Messenger RNA from Mytilus californianus (California mussel), 3121 nucleotides. Its product is annotated as ecto-NOX disulfide-thiol exchanger 2-like. Gene Ontology annotation, molecular function: protein-disulfide reductase activity; RNA binding. Gene Ontology annotation, biological process: ultradian rhythm. The transcript has 12 exons. NCBI's taxonomy places the organism in Eukaryota, Metazoa, Mollusca, Bivalvia, Mytilida, Mytilidae. Gene Ontology annotation, cellular component: external side of plasma membrane; plasma membrane. The coding region runs from base 166 to 2442 and encodes 758 amino acids. The record is from RefSeq and is a predicted model, not a curated record.
GGUCAUCCAUCCAAACACAGAAUCGAAUAAGAUUUGUGCUUUAUUUACUGCCUCAUUUUGGAAUAAAACACGCUCGGGCGAAGGAAAAGUCUGAAAUUUCAGUACAAUAGUGUCUGAAAUUUCAGUACAGAACAGUAACAGCACUUAAUUUUAGGUACUCAUACUAUGAUAGGGCCACAGAAACCUGGAAGAAAUAGAGGAUUUGACCCCAGCAGUAACAAUGCUCCACUUCAGUUUGACGGAAGCAAAGGAAAACCUCCUAUGCCAUUAGAAGGAAACAGUGGUGGUAUGUCAUCACAAGGUGGAAUGAAUAUGAUGGACAGGAACCAAGGACCAAUGGGAGGCAUGAAUAUGAUGGGUGGGAAUCAAGGGCCACCAGGUGGAAUGAAUAUGAUGGGUGGCAACCAGGGGCCACCAGGUGGCAUGAACAUGAUGGGUGGUAACCAGGGGCCACCAGGUGGCAUGAAUAUGAUGGGUGGCAACCAGGGACCACCAGGUGGUAUGAACAUGAUGGGUGGCAACCAGGGGCCACCAGGUGGCAUGAACAUGAUGGGUGGAAUGGGCUUUGGUGGUCAAAUGGGAUAUGGUGGUGGUGGGAUGAUGCAAGGACAAAUGAUGGGUGAUGCUAAUAUGCAGAUGAUGUAUAAUCAGUACAGUGGAUAUGGACCAAUGGGACAGAAUGGACCAGGUACAGAUGGAUCCCAAGGAAUGGGUCCAGGGUCCUUCACUGCAAACUCCUCCAUUCCUGGACUAGACCUGGCUAUGCUUGCACAGUUUAUGCCAAAAGAAAUCUUGAGAUUAAAGAGCAGUGUCUGUUAUCCUCCACCAAUGAAUGCACCACCACCUUCAGUACGGGAAAGACCUCCAGGAUGCAGAACCAUAUUUGUUGGUGGCAUUCCAGAAAAUAGUACAGAAGACAUGUUGGCUGAAAUAUUUGAAAAUUUUGGUAUUAUUUGUAGCAUCAGAAAAGGAAAGAAAAACUUUGCUCACAUCAGAUUUGAGCAUGACGAGAGUGCAGACAGAGCUUUGUUUAUGUCAGGUUACAGAAUGAAAAUUGAAGACAAAGAUGAUAAAGAUAACACAGGACGACUCCAUGUAGACUAUGCCAAUGCUCGAGAUGAUCAGUACGAAUUUGAAUGUAAAGAGAGAGCUAUGGCCAGACAGAUGAGACAUAUGCAGAGAAUGGAGGAUGCUAGACUCCGCCCACCCAGCCCACCACCCAUUGUCCACUAUAAUGACCAUGAGGCAAUGAUGCUAAUGGACAAACUUAAAUCUGAAGGAGACUUUGUGACAGCUGUCCACAUAUUGAACACUUGGCUAGAGAGGGGAGACUGUAGUAAGCGUAAUGUUGCACAGUUUUACACUUUGAUACAGUGUGCAAAUGCUCGCAUCCGUAACUUACAGUCUGAAAAACAAACGGGAGAAGAAGAGAUUGAAAGAGUUAAAAUGAGAUAUAAACAGUUGUUGGAAACUAUUCUACAGCAAUACGAACUGAUUGAGAGAGUCUUUGCUGCAACUCAAAAGCAGAGGAACUGGGACCAUUUUACAAAAGCUCAGCGCAAGAAUAUAGAACUAUGGUACAAACAGAUAAAGGAAACACGACAAUCACAAAUGGAUGAGUUCUUCAGUGAUCGCAAGGAAGAUGAUAUGGAGAUGUCUGACAAUGAAGAUGAACCAUCAUCCGCAAAGAAAAAGAAAAAAUCCGGUACAACAGUGGAUGAAAUGGUUGCUAAUGCAAAUCAAGAACACAUUAACUUUUUAAAAAGUGAGAAUGAUUCGCUGAAAUGUCAGCUUGAUGCCUAUAAGAAUGAGGUGGAGAUGAUAAAACAUGAACAGAAAGCAGUCACAGAUACAACUGUCAAAGAUAAUCAGAUGAAAAUGUUACAACAAGCGUUACAAGGAAUGCAGCAGCAACUCAUUCAAGCUAAACAGGAAUCAAAGACAAUAGAAAAAGAAAAUGAAAAACUGAAACUUGUAGUAAUAGCAGCAAAGAAAGAAGUAAAAGAGGUAAAAAGAAGUAAAAAGGAUGAAAAUGGAGAAGAAAAAACUGAUGAAUCAAAGGAGGAUAAAGAUGGGAAAGAGACCGAGACAGAAAAAGAGGAAAAUGAAAAAGAGGAAGCUGAAGCAGAGAAAGUGGAGGAGGUAUUGUUAGUAUCAGAUGGCAGUGUCAGUAGUUCUGGUCUAAAUAUUACAGAAAAGGAAGCUAAACUUAUUGGAUUAGUUGCAUGUUUUUUACAUGUUCAUCCCAUGGGAGCAAGUGUAGAAUAUAUCUGGUCUUAUAUAAACCAGUUAGGGAUUGCAACAAAGACCAGCCACUUAGAAGAUUUAUUAGAGAAAUUACCGUUCUUGUUCAGGAUGCAGACAACUGGUGUUGGUGCUUUGAUUGAAAGGAAGUGGCAAUUCACAGGAUAUAAAGACUUGGACAUGUUUGGAUUUUUGUGAAACACAAUGCCUUUAUAAGCCGUAGAUAUUUGUAUGUGAAGAAUAAAAGUGAGAGAAAAAUAGAAUGAAAGUGAUUGAACAUAGUACAUUGCCUUGAGAGAUGCGUGGGUCAGUUACAAUGUAUGUAUGAAUUUCACAAUGGAAAUGUUUUUUUUUUUCCAAAUAACAAUUUGAUGACUUAAGUAUGAACUUCCAUUGUGUGGAAUUUUUAUGACCAUAAAGAUUUGCAGAAGAUUGAUAACUAAUGGUAUUUACCAACUAUGUUUGAAUGAAUUUUUUUUUAAAUUUGGACAUUAUAAAAUGAGCAUAUAUUGGAAGGAAAUUUAUACACUCCUUUGAAAGGAGUUUAUAUGUUCAUAAAAUACCUGAUCGUUCUCAAGUUGUAGUAUGAUUUUGAUUUCAGAAUUUGAUCUUAAAAUAGAAUUCAGAAACAUAUUAUUUUAUUUGGUGUUGUUUAAUACUGGGAAGACAGUGUUUGUUUUAUAAUGUUAGAUCUUUAUUUUAUUUUUGUUCUCAUGUAAAUUCUCUUUAUUGAUUUGUUGUCAUUUGUUUUGCUCAUCUAAUAUUUCAUCAUUGAUUAUUUUUUUUUCAUUUGAAUAGUUAUCAUUAGAGAACCUGAUAAACAACUGAUUUUUACAUUGUUGUUAUAUGAUUUAGAUAUUAAAUGACAUGAACAUUU